This is a messenger RNA of Megalops cyprinoides (Indo-Pacific tarpon), 1888 nucleotides long. Its product is annotated as tryptophan 2,3-dioxygenase B-like. The coding region runs from base 53 to 1270 and encodes 405 amino acids. NCBI's taxonomy places the organism in Eukaryota, Metazoa, Chordata, Actinopteri, Elopiformes, Megalopidae. The record is from RefSeq and is a predicted model, not a curated record. The transcript is spliced from 12 exons. Gene Ontology annotation, molecular function: metal ion binding; heme binding; L-tryptophan 2,3-dioxygenase activity.
CGUCAGUGAAAAAUAAAUCUCAGAAAUUGUUGCUGCAAGCAUUUGAUGAACCAUGAGUGGAUGCCCAUUUCUUGGACAGAAACACAAAUUUUUCCCAAGCAAGCUGCUUCUGAAGGAAGACGAGGAUGAUUCCCAGAGAGGGAUCAACAAAGCUAGCAAGGGCGGAAUCAUCUACGGGGAAUACCUACAACUGGACAAGGUGCUGAAUGCUCAGGUGCUGCAGAGCGAGCUGAAGAAAAACAAGAUCCAUGAUGAACACCUUUUUAUCAUCACCCAUCAAGCUUAUGAACUAUGGUUCAAGCAGAUACUGUGGGAAUUGGAUUCAGUGAGAGAUAUUUUCAUCAAUGGCCACGUUCGAGAUGAACGGAACAUGCUGAAGGUUGUGACCAGAAUCCACAGAAUCACUAUGAUCUUAAGGCUCCUCGUUGAUCAGUUUUCAGUCCUCGAGACCAUGUCUGCCUUAGACUUUUUUGACUUCAGAGGUUACCUUUCCCCAGCCUCUGGGUUCCAGAGUCUUCAGUUCCGCCUGCUAGAGAACAAGAUUGGCGUUGCCGAGUGUCAGAGGGUGCCCUACAAUCGACGGCACUACAGAGACAAUUUCCAGGGUCAGGAGAGUGAGGUUCUCCUGAGGUCUGAGCAGGAGCCUACACUGCUUCAGCUGGUGGAGAAAUGGUUGGAGAGAACUCCUGGACUUGAAAAAGAUGGGUUCAACUUUUGGGGGAAACUUCAAGCAAAUGUGGAAGCAGGUUUUAAGCUAGAAAUGGAGAAAAUUGAGCAAAAACCAGAGUCUGAGGAAAAGCAAGAAAUGAUGGAAGAUCUCAACAAGCAGAAAGAGCUCUUUGCGUCCUUAUUUGAUGAAAAACGGCAUGAUCAUCUUUUAAGUAAAGGUGAUAGGAGGCUCUCCUAUAAGGCUCUGCAAGGAGCACUGAUGAUCUACUUUUACAGAGAGGAGCCCCGAUUCCAGGUCCCGUUCCAGCUUCUGACCUCCCUGAUGGACAUAGACACCCUCAUGACAAAAUGGAGAUACAACCAUGUCUGCAUGGUGCACCGCAUGAUUGGCAGCAAAGCUGGGACUGGGGGAUCAUCUGGGUAUCACUACCUGCGCUCCACUGUCAGUGACCGUUACAAGGUCUUUGUCGAUCUGUUCAACCUGGCCACCUUUCUGGUUCCACGUGCCUGGGUCCCCAAACUGAACCCCAAUAUCCACAAGUUCCCCUACACCGCAGAGUGCUGUGACAGUUCCUACUGCAGCAGCGAAGACUCCGACUAGCACAGCGAAGGGUGGGGCAGGACACACCCAGCAGCAGUAUUCAAACCGUGUCGAUAUGGCAACUCCAUUUGAUCAGGGCAAGCCGGACAGCCAAUCCAGUCAGGAAACGUCAGUGCAGAAAAUGUGUUUCGGCUGGGUGGUUGUCUGAUCCAUAACUGUGAUCCAACCUCUUCUUGGAUCCCCACAUCAUUAGAAUGUGAUGAAAAAAUAGCAUACCUACGCAGCAGUAGGGAAAGAUGGCAGGGCAUCUGUUGUCGUCAGUCUGUUGUCUGAUGGAGCCAGACUAUAUGAGAAUAUGUUUUGCUAAAGCCUGCUUUUGUAACCCACUGGAUUUGGUGGGAGGUUUGGGACUGAUACCUAGCAGGAGUUAAGUCUUACAAAGUAAUACUUGUAACAAAGAAACCUCAAGUAGCGUGUGUAUAUAGUGUUUAUACGAACAUUAUUUAAACGUUAAUUUGAGAUAUGACACAUACACAUAUACUGUAUUCGUUUGUAAAUACACUCAUCCGUGUUCAAUGCUCAUUACAAUGUAUCCAUAUACAUUGUAAUGUAUAUUUAAGUUGUAUUUGUAAUGUAAAGGUUAGCUGUAUUAUCUGCAAUAUGCUGUGGACCAUUCAG